AUGUCGAUGCCAAAGUGGACAGCCCGGACAAUCAGUUUUAGCUGGGGCGGCCGGCGGUACCAGUGGCGCUACGGCGGUAGUUCCGAGAGGCGCGGCGUUGAAGGGGACAGGGGUAAAGGGUGCCAUUCUCUCCUUUUAUUGGAACGGGUGGAAGGGGAGGGGAAGGAAGGAAUUAGGACGACUGUAGCCCGCUUUGUGAGGGGGGAAGAGACGCGCACGCCGGGGACGAAGAAGAGUUGUUCGCGGAACGGGGGGAGGUUGGAGAUGGCGCUCGAUAGGGCCGGGGGGGAGGAUAUGUUUGCAGGAGGGAUUGGAGAGGAGGUGGUUGUGGUGACGGUGUUGGUGAUGUUGAAGAAGGAGGUUGAUCGACGGAGGUAG
This is a messenger RNA of Pseudogymnoascus destructans, 378 nucleotides long. RefSeq lists its product as uncharacterized. The record is from RefSeq and is a predicted model, not a curated record. The coding region runs from base 1 to 378 and encodes 125 amino acids. Lineage: Eukaryota; Fungi; Ascomycota; Leotiomycetes; Thelebolales; Thelebolaceae. The transcript has a single exon.